Erigeron canadensis is the source of this 636-nucleotide messenger RNA. RefSeq names its product putative pentatricopeptide repeat-containing protein At3g23330. Lineage: Eukaryota; Viridiplantae; Streptophyta; Magnoliopsida; Asterales; Asteraceae. Gene Ontology annotation, biological process: RNA modification. The transcript has 2 exons. The record is from RefSeq and is a predicted model, not a curated record. The coding region runs from base 1 to 636 and encodes 211 amino acids. Gene Ontology annotation, molecular function: RNA binding; protein binding.
AUGAAUGACAAUGAGCACCAAAAGUUGGCAACUUUUGUGCAUGAAAAUAGGUUAGGCAAGAAACCAACAAAGUUUGAACUUUGUACUAUCCUUAAAUGUUGUGCCAAGAAGCGGAACUCCCUUCUUGGGUCGCAAGUCCAUGCCAAGAUUAUCCGUAUCGGUUUAGGUGAUAAUUUGUAUAUAAAUAGCGCGUUAGUUAACGUUUAUUCUAAAUGUGGUGUAAUUUGUGAGGCGAUGAGGGUGUUUGAUGGAAUGGAAGUUCAUGAUGAAGUGUCGUGGACUUCGAUUAUAUGUGGGUUUUCGCAAAAUGGGCAAGGGAGGGAAGCUGUUUGUUUGUUUAAGGAAAUGUUGGUGACGGAUGUUAGACCGAAUUGUCAAACGUAUGUUGGUGUUAUUAGUGGUUGUAGUGAGCAAGAAUCUGUGUUUAAAUGUGGUGAGUUGCUUCAUGGGCAUGUAAUAGUAUUGGGACAUGAAAGGAAUGAUUUUGUAACAAGUUCUCUUAUUGAUUAUUAUUCAAAGUGUGGAAAGAUGGAUAAAGUUGUUAUGUUAUUUGAAGCAUCCGAGAUUAGGGAUGAUGUUCUUUUAAAUACUAUGAUUUCAGCAUAUUCUCUGUUUUGGAUGCUUGUGGGGCGUUGA